Molecule: messenger RNA, 614 nt
Organism: Rhodamnia argentea
Lineage: Eukaryota; Viridiplantae; Streptophyta; Magnoliopsida; Myrtales; Myrtaceae
Product: putative phytosulfokines 6
Exons: 3
Coding region: 89-367 (92 amino acids)
Biological process (GO): cell population proliferation
Cellular component (GO): extracellular region
Molecular function (GO): growth factor activity
Source: RefSeq, a predicted model, not a curated record
CUCAUCAUCGCUCUCUCUUCUCACAGCAGCGCGAGCUUCAAGACCCUUCAAGACCCGGUUGAAAGCUCGAAGACGAUCCUGAAGAGAGAUGGAGGCCAGCCGUGGGUUCGCUUUGCUUCUCUUUGCUUUGCUUCUCUUCUCCUCCUCCUCGCUGGCUCGUCCAUUGUCGACUGCUCCACAAGUUCUCCUGGGUGGAGGAAAACCAGAGGCUGAUGGCAAUCUAGCCACCGAAGCAGCUGAUCUCUCGAAUUUGAUGGGGGUGGAGGCAGAGGAGUCCUGCGGCGACCAAGAUGAAGAAUGCCUCAAGAGAAGGAUGGUCGCGGAGGCUCACUUGGAUUACAUCUACACCCAGGACCACAAGCCUUGAUUGCUGUCAAUCUGGUGAUCAUGUGAUGAUGUACCUAAAAGCUAGAAACAAAGAAUGAAAGAGGAAAGCAUUAUAGUUUGUGGGAAAAUCCAGCAUAUGUUAAAGAAAAAGAAAGGGGAAAAAAAAUAGACCCAAAAAUAAAUUAAUUUGGAUCGACACUUGUAUCACUAGUUACUGCCAGUUGGCUUGUGCAUAUUAUGUCUGUGUUGGCGAAGAACCCAGAAGACAGGAGUUUGGCUUUUUAUGC